GCUGUGCGCACACCGAUCAGUCUGCCAAUACACGCGAAGAAGAAACAACAGGGAGAAAACGAAGAAGAAGAAAAACAAAAUCGCUAUCACCCAGCUAGCUUGGCUGCUCACGUCGCGCAAAUCCUGAGGUGUGUGCCUUCAUCACUCUGCCUCCCCUCCGCCCCCCUUCACCCGGUCCGCAGUAUUGUUCGGGUUUUUAGCUCUUUUCCUGACCUGCCAACAUGCCAGCCGCGCUUACAGAUUCCAGUCAGGUAAUCUGUGAAGUCUGGGCGUGCAAUGUGGAGGAGGAAAUGAGGAAGAUCCGGCACAUCAUUCAAAGCUUCAGUUUCAUAGCUAUGGACACAGAAUUCCCCGGGGUGGUUGUCCGGCCGAUCGGGGAGUUUCGGAGCACAGUGGACUACCAGUACCAGCUGCUGAGGUGCAACGUAGACCUCCUGAAGAUCAUCCAGCUCGGCCUCACGUUCAUGAACGAGGAAGGAGAAUCCCCCCCCGGCACCAAGACGUGGCAGUUCAACUUCAAGUUCAACCUCACAGAAGACAUGUACUCACAGGACUCCAUAGACUUACUCCAAAACUCCGGCCUCCAGUUUAAAAAGCACGAAGAAGAGGGAAUUGAAACGCUCUACUUCGCCGAGCUGCUCAUGACGUCUGGUCUGGUGCUGUGUGAAAACGUCAAGUGGCUCUCCUUCCACAGCGGCUACGACUUCGGCUACCUGGUGAAGCUCCUGACCGACACGCGGCUCCCGGAGGAGGAACACGACUUCUUCCAGAUCCUCAACCUCUUCUUCCCCGCAAUCUACGACGUGAAAUACCUGAUGAAGAGCUGCAAGAACCUGAAGGGGGGGCUGCAGGAGGUAGCGGACCAGCUGGAGCUGAAGCGGAUCGGGCGGCAGCAUCAGGCUGGGUCGGACUCGCUUCUCACCGGCAUGGCUUUCUUCAGGAUGAAAGAGCUUUUCUUCGAAGACAACAUUGACGACGCAAAGUAUUGUGGGCGAUUGUACGGCCUGGGCUCGGGCUCCACCCAACCCCAGAACGGCCUCUCCAGCUCGGGCCAGGAGGAGACCAACAACAAGCACUGACUCCAAGUAGAAGACACACUUGUUUUUAAAACCCAACCAGCAGCAUCCCCCCCCCCCCGUGAUUUCCCUCAACACUCGACCCCUGAACGAGACUAAACAACCCCUUUUUCUUUAAGUUUCCUCCUGAGUGACUGUAAAAUGGACCCGCAGUGACCUAGGAUCCUUCACUGACUCCGUCGGUUUUUUUCUUCUUUUUUUUGAGUACGCGGCCAUAUGUCCAGAACACUUUUUAAAAUGUUUAUUUUUCUUUUCAGCAGCUUUGUAGGGACGCCCGUCAUUAACAGCAUGGGACCAGCCCCUGUAUCAUACUGUGAUUUCUGACCAAACUUUGCCAAAAACAGUCCGAUUCUUCAGUUCCGACUAUCCUCCUCGUCAGCGGGAAGCGUCUCUUGUUGCAGGGAUCUCGUUUUUUAAGUUAAUGUUGGAAGGGCCUGUAAAUUACCAUGUAUAAUUUUGAUGAAAAAUAAAAAUGUUUUAGCUCUUUUCCACUUUCAGAACCUUUUAACAGCGGGAGUCGAGGUGUGUAACGGUGCUUGGUUAUGCAUGUUUCAAUGGUCCUGUACGUCCAGCCGCCAAACCGUUGUGGUUACUGUUGUUUUUACAUUCUACAUUGUUUUAAACAGUUGUAUAUUAAAUUGUUUUGUAUUUUCAA
Messenger RNA from Pungitius pungitius (ninespine stickleback), 1731 nucleotides. RefSeq names its product CCR4-NOT transcription complex, subunit 8 (gene cnot8). The coding region runs from base 222 to 1079 and encodes 285 amino acids. Gene Ontology annotation, molecular function: nucleic acid binding; poly(A)-specific ribonuclease activity. The transcript has 7 exons. The record is from RefSeq and is a predicted model, not a curated record. Gene Ontology annotation, cellular component: CCR4-NOT complex; P-body; CCR4-NOT core complex. NCBI's taxonomy places the organism in Eukaryota, Metazoa, Chordata, Actinopteri, Perciformes, Gasterosteidae.